Messenger RNA from Notothenia coriiceps (black rockcod), 2380 nucleotides. RefSeq names its product zinc finger and BTB domain containing 20 (gene zbtb20). Gene Ontology annotation, molecular function: DNA-binding transcription factor activity, RNA polymerase II-specific; RNA polymerase II cis-regulatory region sequence-specific DNA binding; protein binding. Gene Ontology annotation, biological process: regulation of transcription by RNA polymerase II. The coding region runs from base 299 to 2326 and encodes 675 amino acids. The transcript has 3 exons. NCBI's taxonomy places the organism in Eukaryota, Metazoa, Chordata, Actinopteri, Perciformes, Nototheniidae. The record is from RefSeq and is a predicted model, not a curated record.
GCAGCGUGUCUGUGGAAGAUAUUUGUGUUACUUCGGCUCCCGGUUCAUUAAGGGAGUGGCAAUAUCGACGAGGCAGUAUGUGGCAUUAAGAUUUGUCUUUGUCUUUUUUCUCCCCCCCUCCAAACACUGUGGCAGGGAAACACAUGAUUUGGACGGAGAGGACUGACAGCCUUGCCUAGCGCCCGGCCUCUGAUCAGCCAUCUCCACCAGCAAACUGAAGCUCGACCCGCACUUCAUCACCAGCCACAAGCAUCUUUGGAACCAAACGUCAUCUAACUGUGACAUCAGUUGCAAGGGGAUGACCGAGCGCAUUCAUAACAUCAAUCUCCACAACUUCAGCAAUUCUGUACUUGAGACCCUCAAUGAGCAGCGCAACCGUGGGCACUUCUGUGACGUGACUGUUCGGAUCCAUGGAAGUAUGCUGCGAGCUCACCGGUGCGUGCUGGCUGCUGGAAGCCCCUUCUUUCAGGACAAGCUGCUCUUGGGGUACAGCGACAUUGAGAUCCCUUCGGUGGUCUCAGUGCAGUCGGUCCAGAAGCUGAUUGACUUUAUGUACAGUGGGAUCCUGCGGGUGUCUCAGUCAGAGGCCCUGCAGAUCCUCACUGCGGCCAGCAUCCUACAGAUCAAGACCGUCAUCGAUGAGUGCACUCGCAUCGUGUCCCAGAAUGUGGGCCUGGCUGGGCCGGGGGGGUUCCCCAUCAUACCGGGAGACUCUGGUCAGGAAACACCGCGUGGCACGCCAGAGUCUGGCACCUCUGGGCCCAGCAGCGACGCAGAGUCAGGUUAUAUGCAAGCAACAUCACAAAGCAUGGACCGUGCAUACACAUCACUGUACUCCUACCCCGUCCUCACUCAGCAGAACGGCAAACGCGAGCGCUCCCUGUACAUUGACCCCAUGUCGACAAACUACGAUCCGACCCUCAGCACUCAGAAGAACCAGCAAUCUCAAGACCCGCCCUGGAUGAACCGCAUCCAGGAGAGAUCUCAGCAGGUGGGCCGCUUCAUCUCCACAGCCGAGUCCACCCACUGCCGCAAGCAGCCCCGACCGGUACGCAUUCAAACAGGAGGGGUACACAUAAAGCAGGAGGCCGACGACGAGUACAGCUGCUACGACACUUUGGUGGACUGCCACGACGACACUGAUCAUACUGAGGGCGUGGAGAGUGAAUCCAAGGUUGAAAGUUUUGACUCAGGGGUGAGCUCCUCCAUCAGCACUGAGCCAGAUGCUAUGGAGCAGCAGCCAUACCUGGGCUUCACCCGAGAAGGGGUCGGGGACGGCCACCAAGGUGAGGGGGGUCCGGUGCAUAUAGAGGUCAACGACUCGUCCCCGGAGCAAGUGCAAGACCCGGAGGACGGGGACACAUCCCACAGCACUAGUGACAGUAGCAUGAUGCAGCCCCUGCCAAACUCAGUCAUGCCCCUGACAGGUGCCCCGCACUACAUGCGCACGGCAGAAUCACACACCAGCAACCUGAGGAUGCCGCUCACCGUGACCAGCAAUUCCCAAGUGAUGGGCCCCGCUGGAAACUCCUUCCUGCCCACACUCUUUCCUACACAGCCGCCGAGAGACAACAAGCCUUUCCUUUACCUUCCCGGCCAGCAGCAAUCCCAGUUUGUGGCCGUGCCGCCUCCUGCAAUGCCAUCAUUCCCGCACCCCAUGUCGGUACAGCAUUCGCCAAGUCAGCAGCAACAGGUCGCAGGAGGUCCGGGGGAAAAGAGGCCCUAUGAAUGCAGUCUCUGCAGUAAAACCUUUACUGCCAAACAGAACUUCGUCAAACACAUGUUUGUCCAUACUGGUGAGAAGCCUCAUCAGUGCAGCAUCUGCUGGCGCUCGUUCUCCCUGAAGGAUUACUUAAUCAAACACAUGGUGACACACACAGGGGUGCGGGCCUACCAGUGCAGCAUCUGCAGCAAGCGCUUCACCCAGAAGAGCUCUCUCAACGUCCACAUGCGGCUACACCGUGGAGAGAAGUCCUAUGAGUGCUACAUCUGCAAGAAGAAGUUCUCACACAAGACCCUGCUGGAGCGCCACAUGGCCCUGCACAGCACAGGCAGCGCCAUCAUGUCAGGGGCCGUAGGCACCCAGGGGCCCGUCUCCAUCCCCAUGCCUCUGGUGGUCCCUGAGCUGGGGGCAGGAGUGAUGGCCCUCGCCAUGCCGGUGAGCGCAGGUGCUGGAGUUGGGGCUGGGGUUGGAACAGGAGUGGGUGUAGCGGCAGAAGCCAGCUGCCAAGAAGGGACCACCUACGUGUGCUCCGUCUGCCCUGCCAAGUUCGACCAAAUGGAGCACUUCAAUGACCACAUGCGAAUGCAUGUCUCCGAUGGAUAAGUACUAAUAGAUAAACUUCUUUAAAAAAGAAUGACAAAUAAAAUGGCACUAGAU